This is a messenger RNA of Austrofundulus limnaeus, 1534 nucleotides long. Its product is annotated as serine/threonine-protein kinase 38. The record is from RefSeq and is a predicted model, not a curated record. Lineage: Eukaryota; Metazoa; Chordata; Actinopteri; Cyprinodontiformes; Rivulidae. Gene Ontology annotation, biological process: protein phosphorylation. Gene Ontology annotation, molecular function: protein serine/threonine kinase activity; ATP binding.
AGCUAGCACCCCGGGCUUUUUGYUCAACUUCGGUGUCGAGCGACGCGAACGUCCGCCGUUCUCCACCGCGACGUCUCCGGUUAACCGCCCCGGGCUUCCGAUAAGUAGCUAACGUUGACUUGCUAACUUUCACUUAGCUGUUGGCUUCAAGAACUUCUGCUCGUGAAGGUAGCUGAAGUUAAACCGGUGCUUCCGGUGAAGGUCGUCAAAAUAAGAGUUUGGGACGCAAGUCAGCGCUUCUUUCUAUUGUGUCCAAGCAUGGCGAUGACGGGUCAGAGCUCGUCCUCCUCCAUGAGUAACCACACCAAGGAGCGGGUCACCAUGGCCAAAGUGACCCUGGAGAACUUCUACAGUAACCUGAUCGCCCAGCACGAGGAGCGGGAGAUGAGGCAGCAGAAGCUGGAGAAGGUGAUGGACCAGGAGGGUCUGGCUGAUGAAGAGAAACGUAUCCGCCGCUCCGAACACGCCAGGAAAGAGACGGAGUUCCUGCGUCUGAAGCGGACCCGGCUGGGCCUGGAGGACUUUGAGUCCCUGAAGGUGAUCGGCCGAGGAGCUUUCGGAGAGGUCCGCCUGGUCCAGAAGAAGGACACGGGUCACGUCUACGCCAUGAAGAUCCUCCGGAAGGCCGACAUGCUGGAGAAGGAGCAGGUGGGACACAUACGGGCGGAGCGGGACAUCCUGGUGGAGGCGGACAGCCUGUGGGUGGUCAAGAUGUUCUACAGCUUCCAGGACAAGAUGAACCUCUACCUCAUCAUGGAGUUCCUGCCAGGAGGAGACAUGAUGACGCUGCUGAUGAAGAAGGACACUCUGACAGAAGAGGCCACUCAGUUCUACAUCGCAGAGACGGUGCUGGCCAUCGACUCCAUCCACCAGCUGAGCUUCAUCCACAGAGACAUCAAACCAGACAACCUGCUGCUGGACGCCCGGGGUCACGUGAAGCUCUCAGACUUCGGUUUGUGCACGGGACUGAAGAAGGCCCAUCGGACAGACUUCUACAAGAACCUGAACCACAGCCUGCCCAGCGACUUCAGCAAGCAAACUUUUCAGAACAUGAACUCUAAGAGGAAAGCAGAGACCUGGAAGAGGAACCGGAGGCAGCUGGCUUUCUCCACGGUGGGGACCCCGGACUACAUCGCCCCGGAGGUCUUCAUGCAGAACGGAUACAACAAGCUGUGCGACUGGUGGAGCCUCGGGGUCAUCAUGUACGAGAUGCUGAUAGGUUACCCUCCGUUCUGCUCGGAGACGCCUCAGGAGACCUACAGGAAGGUGAUGAACUGGAGGGAGACGCUGACGUUUCCUCCUGAGGUUCCCAUCUCAGAGAAGGCCAAAGACCUCAUCCUCAGGUUCUGCUGCGAGGAGGAGCAUCGCAUCGGCGCCACCAGCGUGGAGGAGAUCAAAUCCAACCCGUUCUUCGAGGGCGUGGACUACGACCACAUCAGAGAGCGACCCGCCGCCAUCCCCAUCAACAUCAAAAGCAUCGACGACACGUCCAACUUUGACGAGUUCCCGGACUCCGACAUCCUCACGCCCACAA